AUGUGGAGGUUGCAUAAGGGUAUCUUGCCCACUCGAAAGGCUUUGGCUCGCAGGUGCAAUAUCAUGGAUACUAGUUGUCCUUUCUGUGGGUUGCAUGUUGAAGAUGACUUGCAUGUUCUGAAAGAGUGCAAAAGGGUAGAGGAGUUUUGGUUAUGUGGUCCACUCAAUAUAAAGGUACGUACCCUUAAGUGCAUGUCCAUUUCUGCAUGGAUCUUGCAUGCAUGUGAUUCUCUUCCUAAAGACAAAUGGGAUUGGUUUUAUAUGCUAUUAUGGGCUCUAUGGCAUGAACGAAAUGGUGUUGUUUGGAAGGGCAAUUCUUUUUGUCCUCUUAAUAUUGUUGGCUGGGCUAGCAAACUUCUUGAUGAUUAUCAUAAGGCGCACCCAGUGUCUAGAAAGAAUAAGUCUAGGCCGCAAGUGAAAUGGAAGCUUCCCCCGAGGGGUAGACUCAAACUGAACACGGACGGGGCUUUUCAUGGAGCAACUGGUCAUGGUGGGAUCGAGGCCGUUAUUAGAAAUGAAGAUGGUGAGUGUUUAGCUGCAAUUGCACGGCCAUUUUCCCGGGUUAGAUCGGCUUUCCAAAUGGAGGUGGAGGCCAUGAGAGCUGGUCUUCUUUUACUUAUUCACCAAGGCAUGGAUAGUGUUGAUAUUGAGACCGACUGUGCUGCGGUGAGUAUGGGCCUUCAUAUAAAUACGGAAGAUCUUUCUGAGGUAGGUUGUAUAGUGGAGGAUUGUAAAGCCUAUUUGAGCUCACUGUCUUCUUUCACUCUACGAUCUAUUUAA
Molecule: messenger RNA, 780 nt
Organism: Rosa chinensis
Lineage: Eukaryota; Viridiplantae; Streptophyta; Magnoliopsida; Rosales; Rosaceae
Exons: 1
Coding region: 1-780 (259 amino acids)
Molecular function (GO): nucleic acid binding; RNA-DNA hybrid ribonuclease activity
Source: RefSeq, a predicted model, not a curated record